Molecule: messenger RNA, 2146 nt
Organism: Chaetomium fimeti
Lineage: Eukaryota; Fungi; Ascomycota; Sordariomycetes; Sordariales; Chaetomiaceae
Product: glycosyltransferase family 22 protein
Exons: 3
Coding region: 122-2023 (633 amino acids)
Biological process (GO): protein N-linked glycosylation
Cellular component (GO): endoplasmic reticulum membrane
Molecular function (GO): alpha-1,6-mannosyltransferase activity
Source: RefSeq, a predicted model, not a curated record
GCCGGAAAGCUCACCUUUCAGUUUCCCAUAAUCAACUGGAUAUCACUGUCAACACCGAUAUUGUAAAAUCAAGUGGUGGGCAGUCCAAUUCAUGGUCGUCCAUCAUUGAUACAAGACCACUAUGUCACCUUCAAAGAAUGAGCAGUCAACGUCUGCCAAAAACCACAAGAUUGAAGCUUUAGCAACGCGACUCUUAGAUCCCCUUUUAUAUCUCUCAAUACCUCUUCUCAUUUUGGUGCACCUCAUCGUCGCUCCCUACACCAAAGUUGAGGAAUCAUUCAACAUCCAAGCAGCUCAUGAUGUGCUGGUCUACGGGGCGCCAACAUCCGACAUAUACAACAGGCUGUCCAGUAGCUAUGACCACUUUACCUUUCCGGGCGCUGUCCCACGGACCUUUGUAGGCCCCGUGCUACUGGCCGGGUUCGCCCAACCGAUCGUUGCUCUGGUUGGAUUUCAACAUGCCCAGCUAGUCGUAAGAGCCAUCCUCGGCCUCUUCAACGCCGCCUGCCUGCACGUCUUUGCCCGGAAUGUCAGACGAGCAUAUGGCCCCGGCGUAGGGAGAUGGUACAUCGUCCUCCAAGCCAGCCAGUUCCACGUUCUCUUCUAUGCCUCCCGGACGCUGCCCAACAUGUUUGCCUUUGGCCUGACAACACUCGCCUUCUCCUUCCUCCUCCCAGCCCCCCUGGACCCCAAAUCCACUGCACGCCGCCAACGCCUCUCCAUCACCACCUUCGUUUUUGCAGCAGUCAUCUUCCGCUCCGAAGUCGCCCUCCUGCUCUUCACAACAGUCCUCUACCAACUCCUCCAACCAUCCCUCUCCCUGAACCGCGUCAUCCGCCCCUUCAUCAUCUCCUUCCUCGCCGCCCUCGCCAUCUCCGUCCCCAUCGACACCUACUUCUGGCAGCACCCCCGCCCGCUCUGGCCCGAGCUCUCCGGCUUCAUCUACAACGUCCUCCACGGCGGCGCCUCCGCCUGGGGCACCCUCCCCUGGCACUGGUAUUUCACCAACGCCAUCCCCCGCCUCCUGCUCAGCCCCCUCACCUGCCAGGUCCGCCUCCCCUACUCCCUCACCCACCCGGUCAUCGGACGCGGCGCCCGCGCCCUCACCAUCCCCUCACUCCUCUUCAUCGCCCUCUACUCCCUCCAGCCCCACAAGGAGACCCGCUUCAUCAUCUACGUCGCGCCCCCGCUCACCGCCGCCGCCGCCCUGAACGCCCACCGGGCCUUCCGCCGCGCCGCCUUCCGCCGCGGCGGCGCUAACACCUUCUUCCGCGCCCUCCUCGCCGUCGGCAUCCUGCUCUCGGUCGCCGGCUCGUACGCCGCCAGCUCCAUUGUGUUGGUCGAGUCCGCGCUCAACUACCCCGGCGGCGACGCCCUCGCCUACGUGCGCGGUGUCGCGGCGGCGGCUGCUGUGUCUGGUGCGGGUGCGGGUGCGGGUGCGGGUGGUGGGGCUGGUGUCGUGCAGGUGCACGCGGAUGUGCUGGCGUGCAUGACGGGGGUGACGCUGUUUGGGACGGACGCGGCGGCCGCGAGGGUUGCUUCUUCUUCUUCUGCUUCUUCUGCUCCUGGGCCUGGGGUGGGGGGUGAUGACAACGGGGGUGAGAUUGUUAUGGUCAAGCAGCAGCAGCAGCGAGGCGGCUACCCGGCCCAGAACGGGGUGCGGAUUGUGGUGGACAAGACGGAAGACGAUGCGGUGCUGGCGAGCGCGGAUUUCUGGACCCGGUUUGAUUACCUGUUGAUGGAAGAUCGGAGCAAGGUUGUUGGUGGGGAGUGGGACACCGUCGGGGUUGUGAAGGGGUUUAGCGGGCUGGAGGUUGUUAAGCCGGGGAGUGAGCAAGAGGAUAAGGUAGAGAAAGGGGCACCUCCGGUUGUGGGGCUCGGGGAAACGGUUGCGCGGUGGAAGAGAACGGUCAGGGGCCUGACCGGCGGAUGGUGGUAUGGUCCGAGGAUGGUGGAGAAAAUAUAUAUCAUGAGGCGGGUCAAGGAGGCACCCAGUGUGCAGGCGGCCGUCGAGGCCAAGUAGAUCUCUGUUGCGAGAGUCAUGUAAACUUGUUUCGUUUUGUAUAUUCCCACUUAACGUCUGUGAAAUAGAGUUCCUUUUCAUAGCGCACUGUUUCCGAUUUCUGGGUCUCACGUCACAAGGCUG